Prorocentrum cordatum is the source of this 462-nucleotide messenger RNA. NCBI's taxonomy places the organism in Eukaryota, Dinophyceae, Prorocentrales, Prorocentraceae. The record is from the annotation of a GenBank genome assembly.
AUGAGAUUCGCCUGGGGCUGGCGCGAUGUCAAUACUGUAGAGCAUGGUGGCGCGACAAGCAUCAAACUUUGUGAAAUGCUCGAAUAUGGGGCGGCCAACUCUGAGAACGAUUCGCAUGCGCACUAUGCGCAUUGGAACGCAGCACAUAGAACAGGAACGGGCGCGGUGGCAGACAUCGGGAAGGCGUCCAAGAAUCCUUGUAGGAAUGAGUGCAUAUGCAUCGGCCCCGCCAUGCCAGCGGCGCCGCGUUUGCUCCGGUGCUCUUCGGAACUCGCGUAUGUCAGAGUGGAAGCUUUGACGCGGCCGUGCAGGCGCUCGGAUGGGAGGGACAACAAGGAGUCCAUGCUGAGCGGGGUAACUGGUGCGUGUCAAUGUCCGCCGCCGUGCCUCGAGGCACAGACUUGGCAUCGCUCGGACGUGUGCAUUUUUCCUUCGGCAAGGACCAUCGAGGAGCAUCCUUGA